Molecule: messenger RNA, 1275 nt
Organism: Ramularia collo-cygni
Lineage: Eukaryota; Fungi; Ascomycota; Dothideomycetes; Mycosphaerellales; Mycosphaerellaceae
Product: related to 1-aminocyclopropane-1-carboxylate synthase, and related proteins
Exons: 4
Coding region: 1-1275 (424 amino acids)
Biological process (GO): biosynthetic process; amino acid metabolic process
Molecular function (GO): transaminase activity; pyridoxal phosphate binding
Source: RefSeq, a predicted model, not a curated record
AUGGCUCUCUCCGAUAGAAUGCGCGGAACUGUGCAAAGCAUCAUGCCGAAAGUUGCUACUCAAGUCGCUCAACGAAGCUCGAAAAAUCCUCCCAUCGACUUUGGCACGGCUGAGAACUGGCUGAUACGAGAAGAGCUCGUAGACUUUUCGAAAAACGCGAUACAAGAAAAUCUCACCGAGCAAGAGUUUUCAUACCAAAAGGGGUUCUCGGGCGAUCCAAGACUCAUCGACUCCCUUGCAGGCUUAUUCAACAGGUCCUUCGCGCCCGUUCACCCUGUUGAAGCCGCUCACAUCUCCGUCGGGCCCGGAGGAGCUGCUAUGCUGGAGUCCCUUCUAUUCAGUAUAUGUAGCGCGGGAGAAGAAAUGCUAGUGCUGGCGCCAUUUUGGAGUGGAUUUCAUUUCCAAUUCAGCGCGGGACCAAAAGUGAGAAUCAUACCCGUCAUAUCAGCGGAAGAGAACGUUCUGAGCGAGAAAGUCGUUGACGACCUCGAAGAAGCUUUUGCAAAAGGCUCCAAGAUCAAGGGUGUAGUCCUCUGCAACCCACAUAACCCUUUGGGACAGUGUUACCCACGAGAGGCGCUGGAAGGUAUCGCCAAGUUCUGCGAGAAGCAUGAGCUACACUUGAUCUCCGAUGAGAUCUAUGCUCUAUCGAUGUUCCAGUCGAAAGAUAUCCCGGACCCGAUUCCAUUCGUGUCUAUGUUGAGUAUCGACCUGGCUAGUCUUGGUGUUAGCCCAGCGAGGGCUCAUAUUAUCUGGAGUUUGAGCAAAGACUUUGGAUUGAGUGGCUUGCGAAUGGGAGCCAUGGUCAGCCAACACAACCCUGCAAUUGUGUGUGCCGUGGCCAUUACAGCCAACACCCAAGUCUCCAGUUUGACAGCCAUUGUUGCAACUGCCCUCCUACAGGAUAGCCCUGUAAUGGAUCAAUUCGUAUCGAUGAGCCGCGAACGGCUAUCAGUCGCAUACGCCACCAUGACAGAACAGCUCCGCGAGCUGGGAAUCCGCUACAUUCCCGCGUGCGCGGGAAUCUACAUCUGGGCAAGGUUAUCGAGCCAAGUCACUUCCUGGGAACAAGWGGCGCRGUUGGCGGCUGUGUUGGCGGAGAAGAAGGUUGCUGUUAGUUCGGGGAAAUCUUAUUCUGCGAGCGAGCCGGGCUGGUAUCGAUUGAGCUUUGCGCUCAAGGAUGAUCAGCUUCAGGAGGGUUUGAGGCGGUUGGUGUCGGGGAUCGAGACUUUUGAGGUUGUUGACAGCCACAAUGAUUCACCUCGCCAGAGCUGA